CAGUAUUCCAGUCUUGGGUCUACCCCUGCAUUUCUUCUUCAAAAUAAAAAUACUAGGGUUUCUGAUUUUCGGUUCUUUCCGCAAUUUCUACACCACUCCAAUUUCUCCCGCCUUCUCCUUCUCUCGCUAAUCUCACUCUCCCGUGCCACUGCGAUCAUUCGCGGAGGCCGGUGUUCUCUUUUCCCUCUUUUUUUCUAGGGUUUCCACUGCUAAUCUCGUCCUCAAUUGCAAUCACAAGCUGCUCAACUCUGCGCACUGUUUUGGAAUCAUCCUCUCAAGCUCAACUGCGAUGUGAUUUAGCCCUUGGCUUUGUGUAGAUGUAGAGGGUUAAGAGUUUUACUGAUGUGCUGAGAGAUUGGAGGGAUCCAUAUAGCUCAUGUAUUUUGGUUUGCAUUCUUUAUACUCUUGACGAAGUUAUGGAGUGCAACAAAGAGGAGGCCGUGAGAGCAAAGGAAAUUGCACAAAAGAAAAUGGAAGCAAAAGAUUUUCCAGGAGCUCGUAAGUUUGCUCUGAAGGCUCAACAGCUUUACCCAGAGAUGGAGAAUAUGUCCCAGAUGCUUUGCGUUUGUAAUGUGCACUGCUCAGCAGAUAAAAAAAGGGUUGGGAAUGAAUCAGACUGGUAUGGAAUUCUUCAAAUCGAACAAACUGCAGACGAGGCAACAAUUAAGAAACAAUAUCGCAAGUUUGCUCUUCUACUUCAUCCUGAUAAGAACAAAUUUUCUGGCGCUGAAGCUGCAUUCAAGUUGAUUGGAGAAGCGCAGAGAGUGCUUCUGGAUAAGGAAAAGAGGCAGAUCUAUGACCUGAAAUGCAGAACAACUUGUAUACCAGUGAGACAAAACCAGCCACCUCAGCAGCCAAGUAGAAAUUUUAAUUUUGCAAAGCCAUCUGUGGUUCAGAACAAAUUUACAAGCAAUUCCAAUUCUCAUCUUAAUGUUAAGGCCUUCAAUGCUCAGGGGCAGGGUCAACCAGGAGUUCACAAUGGGAAAGACACCUUUUGGACUCAGUGUCCUUUUUGUUCAAUUCGGUAUCAGUAUUACAAGGAUGUUCAAGGUAAACCUCUUUGUUGUCAGAGUUGCAAGAAGCCCUUCUUUGCCCAUGACAUGCAUGCUCAGGGUACACGACCUGGAGCUGAGGCAACUCGGCCUGUGUUCCCUGGGCAGGGUUUUCCUAAUGUGAGUGGCAGCAAGGCGGGAUCAAAGCCUAUGAACAAUUAUGCUUCUAAUGCUGGAGUUAGUUGGUCACAGAAAUCAAGACAGACACAGAAAAGUUCAAACGAAGUGGAUAGAAAAGUGGAACAGAGAUCUAAACCCUCUAGGAAAGUACAUAAUCGGAGAGGGAAGAAACCUCAAGCAGAAUCUAGUGAAAGUUUUGGAUCUGAGAGUAGCCUGGAGUCUGAAGAGGUAGAAAUACAAACAAAUUUGACACAACAAUUCGACGGUGAUGGGGAUCGCCGGACUAGAAGAUCAAACCGUAAUAAACGGCAUGUUUCGUACAAUGAAGAUGCAAGCGAUGACGAAAUCAUUAACACUUCAAAAAAGGCAAAAGAGAGUGGGUCGUCCUGCUCCAGAAAAGGAGUUGAAGUAAAUGCUUCAGAAAAGAUGCAGGAGUCUGACCCUUUUAAGAGUUUUGUUUCUGCUUCUGCUACUUUUGACGAAAGCAAGAAGGGAGAAUGCAAUAAAUCUGACGUGGUUGAUUUGACCAAGAAUAACUAUGAAGCUGAUGAUGGCUACAUGUCAGCAUCAAGUCCUGAAGAUAUUCCAGAGCCAGAAAUGCAUGAAUAUCCAGAUCCGGAAUUUUGUGAUUUUGACAAAGACAGGGAAGAGCAUUGCUUUAAAGUUGGACAGGUAUGGGCUGCCUAUGAUACUAUUGAUGCAAUGCCUAGAUUCUAUGCCAAGAUAAGAAAAAUUCUUUCUCAAGGUUUUAAGCUGAGGAUAACCUGGCUUGAGCCAGACCCUGAUGAUACACUUGGGAUAGAGUGGGUCAAUGCCGACUGGCCAUAUUCAAAUGGUAAGUUUAAAUAUGGUAAUUCAGAAUAUACUGGAGAUCGUCUUAUGUUCUCCCAUGAGGUUACUUGGAGCAAGGGGGAAGGUAAAGAUUCUGUCUUGAUACAUCCUAUAAAAGGGGAGACAUGGGCCCUGUUCAAGAAUUGGAAUGCCAAUUGGUAUUUAACUCUGGAGAAGGAAAAGAAGUUAGAAUACGAAUAUGUUGAAAUACUGUCUGAAUAUGAUGAAACUGUUGGGGUAUGUGUUGCACCGUUAGUAAAAUUGAAGAGCUUUGCGUGUCUGUUUUGUCGAAAAAGUGAAAAUGAAAUACAAAUACCCCCAACUGAGGUACUAAGGUUCUCCCACAAGGUACCUUCUUGUAGGAUGAGUGGUAAUGAGAGGGAAGGUGUUCCUAAGGAUUCUUUUGAGCUUGACCCGGCAUCUCUCAGUCCGAACAUUGAAGAGUUCAGUCUUCCUCAGUCAAACGGAAAUGCUUGCUCUGCUAAGACGUGAUUCCUGGCGUGUUGCAUGAAAGGGUGUAGUUUGGGGUCUCGACUAAAACUGGAAUGCGUUUAUGGAAAGCCAAUGAGUUGCAGAAUUGUAAUUACGACAUUUUGGAAGUUCUGGAAGAAUUGUUUAUAUCUUGUUGACAUGCCUAUUGCUGUUGUAGCUGCAGGCAUCUCAAGCUGGUUGUAUAUGAAAUGCAAUUUGAAGCACUUGGUGAGUUCUUCGGCACGCCCAUCGCACUAUUAUCCCUCACCUGGUGAUCAUCUUUUCUGUUUAAUACCAUGUCAGUCUGACUCUUGAUAUCAUGGCAAGUCUCUUGCCUUUUUUAUUGAACAGGUAACUAUGGAAGCUAAGUAGGUAAAACUGGACUAUCUCCUGAUGUUAGUGACAAUGUUAAUCUUAAUUGUAAAGUCUCGAUUUGACAGAACAGUAAUUAUGCAUUAGGAGGUUUACUACACUUUUAACUUGCAGUUGAAUUCCUACUUGUGCCAUUCA
Messenger RNA from Amaranthus tricolor (Joseph's coat), 2984 nucleotides. RefSeq lists its product as uncharacterized. Lineage: Eukaryota; Viridiplantae; Streptophyta; Magnoliopsida; Caryophyllales; Amaranthaceae. The record is from RefSeq and is a predicted model, not a curated record. The transcript has 3 exons. Bases 417 to 2495 code for a protein of 692 amino acids.